Molecule: messenger RNA, 585 nt
Organism: Moneuplotes crassus
Lineage: Eukaryota; Ciliophora; Spirotrichea; Euplotida; Euplotidae
Source: the annotation of a GenBank genome assembly
GUUGAAUUUUAUAGAAAAUGUACAAAGACGAACAAGCUAAGGCUCAAUUUGAGUACCAAGAUGAGGAUGUACCCUCAGAGGAUAUUUCGACACAAAGUGCUGAUAACAGUCCGUGCUUUAAGUCAGGGAAAUUCAUAAACCAGGUCAAUGAGCUUAGCCCGAAUACCAGCUUUAUGGCUGAGAAUAAGGGAGUUGUGAAAGACAAGAGAGCAUUUAUGGCUGAACUCGAACUCAUCAGCCAAAGGUCUAAGUUAGCUAAACAAAGCAACUCGAUGCUUGAGAGUGAGGCUAGAAGCCUUCUUGUCGUUUCAGAAAUGCAUAUGACUAGAAAAAAUAAAAGUACAAUGGAAGUGCCUCCAAUGAUACACAAGAGCUUGGUUGCUAAAAACCUAUUCAGGGGAGGAGAAUCUAGCGAUAACAUAAUAGAAACGAUCUCGAUGGGGGAUAUACUCCCACCAAGGUCCCAUAAGAGAGUCUAAAUUCCUUCAUCAAUUCUGAGGGUGUAUAGGAUUGCUGACUUUAGCAGUGAUCGAAUCUAAAUUAACACAUAAACUUCUUCCAGCAUUGAAAAGUUUAAAUUUAAGC